Didymosphaeria variabile is the source of this 2292-nucleotide messenger RNA. RefSeq names its product FG-nucleoporin nsp1 (gene NSP1). The coding region runs from base 1 to 2292 and encodes 763 amino acids. Gene Ontology annotation, biological process: protein import into nucleus; RNA export from nucleus. Gene Ontology annotation, molecular function: structural constituent of nuclear pore; phospholipid binding. The transcript is spliced from 3 exons. Gene Ontology annotation, cellular component: nuclear pore; nuclear pore central transport channel. The record is from RefSeq and is a predicted model, not a curated record. Lineage: Eukaryota; Fungi; Ascomycota; Dothideomycetes; Pleosporales; Didymosphaeriaceae.
AUGGCGUUCAACUUUGGAACCAACAACAGCAGCACGCCGAAUAAGCCUCUGUUUGGCGGCGGUGCAGCGACUCCCGGGACAUCAAGUCUGUUCGGCGGCGCGAAUAACAACCCAGGCUCCAGCACACCAGGUGCAACUCCGACCCUCUUCGGCAACGGCGCUGCGAGCUCAGGAUCCACAUUGUUCGGAGGCGGGUCAAGCACGCCCGCUGCAAGCAAGCCUAGCCUCUUCGGAAACACGCAGGCCACGUCCGGCGCAUCGCAGCCAGCUUCAGGUGGCUUCUCAUUUGGCAAUGCUGGCGGUAAUGCCGGAGGAGGCGCGAAGCCCUCGCCAUUUGGUGGAGCAGCCGCCGGUGGAAAUUCUGGCUCGUUGACGGGAGGGACCACGGCGACGACUGCACCCUCAUUCGGCUUCAUGAAACCCGCAGAAUCGUCUACGCCAGCUGCAACACCCGCUCCCAACAAGACCUUCGCUCUCCCCUCCACAACACCCGCAGGACCACCACCAGGCAGGAGCUUAUUCGGCCAGGCUGAUGCAGGCGCAAGCACUGCCUCGUCUAUGUUUAGUGGUGGAGCUACGAAACCCGCAUCCACAUCCUCCACACCAGGCAUCUUUGGCAGCGCGGCCCCCAGUUCGACUCCCGCGCAACCGGCGAGCAACGCGAACCCUUUUGGUGGCUUUGGUAAUAAGAAUGCGCCCAAUGAUGCGAACAAGAGUACGCCUGCGCAGCCAAGCGCUCCGGCCGGUGGUGCAGGUCCGCAAGCGACAGCUCAGAGUUCUUUGUUCAGUCUUGGUAGCACAACGCCUGCAGCUACCCCGGCAAACAAACCAACCUUCGGUUUUGGACAACCUGCUUCAUCUCAACCUACCUCGAAUGCUACGCCCGCACUUAGCUUAGGAGGAAACAAGACACCAUCAUUGAGCCUUGGUGGGGAUCAAUCAGCGCCAGCGUCUACGGGUAGCACACCUGCCAACAUGUCGAAUUUGUUUGGAGGUGGAGGUGCAGCUAGUGGUGCCACUCCAGCGACAACUCAGAGCUCAGGCAAUUCCUUGUUCAGUCGUAUGACGCCUGCCGCAACCUCAGCAGGCGGGUCAACUCCAGCGCCAGCAUCGACAGGCGGGCAAUCAUUGUUCGGCGGACUAGGCGGCCAAAAGCCGGCAUCUUCUGGAGGAGCAACAGCUGGAACUCCAACGUCUACAUCCGGACCCUCUAUGUUUUCGAAUGCUGCAUCUUCGUCUGGAGCUGCACCAAGCGGCACCGCCACCUCUGGCUUCUCUUUAUUCAACAAGGGAACCAGCGCAACGCCCGCUGCAUCGACUGGAGCACCGAGCGGAACGACAACUAGCACAGCAGCAUCUUCGCUCUUUGAUAAGCCGGGGGCUUCUAACGCAGCUUCUUCUGCACCAGGUGCGACGUCAACUGCUGCCCCAACCUCUACCGCCGCUACUGGUGCUGCAUCUGGACCGUCUGGAGACGCAGCCAAGAGCGGCUUCGCGACUUCCACUGCUGGUCCGGCACCCUCUGCACAAUCGCGCCUCAAGAACAAGUCAAUGGACGAAAUCAUUACCCGUUGGGCUUCCGAUCUGUCCAAAUACCAGAAAGAGUUCCAAGCCCAAGCCAAUACAGUCGCUAAAUGGGACCGCGCACUGGUGGAGAACUCGGAUAAGGUCAAGCAAUUAUACUCGAAAACCUUCCAGGCCGAACGUGACGCACAGGAGGUGGAAAAGCACUUGACGCACAUCGAGGACAACCAGGCCGAGCUGGACCACUUCUUGGAUAAGUACGAGAAGGAGAUCGACCAGAUGAUGCAGAUCCACGGUGUCGGCGGCAGAGCAGACAGCCUGCGCGGCCCCGACCAAGAGCGCGAGCGAACUUACAAACUCGCCGAGAAGCUUCAAGACCGCCUCAACGAGCUCAACAAGGACCUCACCGAGAUGAUCGAGGAGAUCAACACCACAUCUCAGACGCUCAGCAAGUCUGGCAAGCCUGACGAUCCGCUUACUAAGGUCGUCCGCGUGCUCAACAGCCAGCUCGCGCAGCUGCAGCUCAUCGACUCGGGGGCCGUGCAGCUGCAGCAGAAGAUUGACCAAGCGCAGAAGGCGGGCCAGCGCGUGGGUGCGAAUGGGUGGAGUGGGUUGGGGAGUGAUCCAGCGGAGGACUUUUAUCGGAGCUUUAGGGGCGGGCGGACGGAGAGGUUUGGGGGUGUCGUAGGUCAGUUACAACGUGUAAGGGUGGGUAGGGGUAGCUGGUGUGUCUGUCAAGAAGGGAAGGGUAUUGGUUUAAUGAUAUGA